This is a messenger RNA of Knipowitschia caucasica, 2310 nucleotides long. NCBI's taxonomy places the organism in Eukaryota, Metazoa, Chordata, Actinopteri, Gobiiformes, Gobiidae. The record is from the annotation of a GenBank genome assembly.
AUGAAACAAAGUCAGCUGUGUGCAGAAAAUAUCCGUGGCAUCGAGGACUUUCUAGAUCGCACCUCGCAGCAGGGAAUGGAUGUGUCUCUGCAGAAAGUGGAGUCCAACAUAAACAUGAUGAUCACCAGCCUGUUCCGGACGCUCAGGGUGGAGGAGCUUCACCGCUAUAGAGACACGCUGAGGAGGGCCGUGCUGUUCAUGAGCCCCAGCACCGCCAAGGCUUUCAUCACAGAGGUGGUGGAAACUAACCUGGUGGCCUUCGAUUGUCACUGGAUAUUGAUUAAUGAGGAAAUUACAGAUUACGACUUGCAGGAGUUGGUGAUGAAAUCAAUCGGGCGCCUGACUUUGAUUCGGCAGACUUUUCCCAUGCCUCAGAAUACCACUCAGCGCUGCGUUAAGCACAACCACCGAAUCAACACCUCUCUGUGCGACCCCAAGAACCCCCGAGCCCAACAGCUGGAGAUCACAAAUAAGUACAUCUAUGACUCUGUGCUUCUGCUGGCCAACACCUUCCAUCGUAAACUGGAGGACCGCAAGUGGCACAGCAUGGCCAGUCUGAACUGCAUCCGCAAGAACACCAAGCCCUGGCAAGGAGGCAAGAGCAUGCUGGACACAGUCAAGAAGUUUGGGGUCAGCGGCCUCACCAGUUUUCUGGAGUUCACGGACAAUGGCACAAACCCCAAUAUCUUCUUUGAGAUUCUGGGAACCAACUAUGGCGAGGACAGAGGCCGUGGGGUCAGCAGGCUCGCGACCUGGGAUCCAGUGCACGGCUUGAACGGCACACUCACCGACCGCAAACUGGAGAACAACAUGAGAGGAGUGGUGCUUCGAGUCGUGACAGUUUUGGUGAGUAAAACCGCCCGGAUAACCUCGGAGCGUUUGUUUGAAAAUGGCCACGACUCCGUGAAGCUGAUCAAGUUCGCGGACGACACCACCCUCAUUGGACUCAUCUCCAACAACGAUGAGUCCGCCUACAGGAGGGAGGUGGACCGGCUGGUGUCCUGGUGCAGUGGUAACAACCUGGAGCUGAACGCCCAGAAGACAGUGGAGAUGAUUGUGGACUUCAGGAAGAGCACUGUCCCCCCGCCCCCACCCUCCGUGAUGGACUCCCCCAUCACCUCUGUGGAGUCCUUCCGUUUCCUGGGCACCACCAUCACCCAGGACCUCAAGUGGGAGCCGACCAUCAGCUCCCUCAUCAAGAAGGCCCAGCAGAGGAUGUACUUCCUGCGGCAGCUCAGGAAAGCCAAGCUGCCUGCACAGAUGUUGGUGCAGUUCUACACGGCCAUCAUCGAGUCCAUCCUCACCUCCUCCAUCACCGUGUGGUUCGCUGGAGCCACAGAGGAGCCGUUUGUGAUGGUGUCGGAGAAUGUGCUGGGGAAACCGAAGAAGUAUCAAGGCUUCUCCAUCGACGUCUUGGAUGCCCUGUCCAAUUAUCUCGGGUUCAAGUACGAGAUCUAUGUGGCUCCUGACCACAAGUAUGGAAGUCUGCAAGCCGAUGGCCACUGGAACGGCCUGAUGGGAGAACUGGUUUUUAAGCGUGCCGACGUGGGCCUCUCUGCCCUCACCAUCACGCCAGAGCGAGAGAGCGUGGUGGAUUUCACCACCCGCUACUUGGACUACUCAGUGGGGGUCCUGCUGCGGAAGGCUGAGCGCACCGUGGACAUGUUUGCGUGCCUGGCGCCUUUCGACCUGUCGCUGUGGGCGUGCAUCGCUGGCACCGUGCUCCUGGUGGGUCUCCUGGUGUACCUGCUCAACUGGCUGAACCCGCCGCGUCUGCCCAUGGGCGCUGUGUCCUCCACCACGCUUUACAACUCCAUGUGGUUCGUGUACGGCUCCUUUGUGCAGCAAGGAGGAGAGGUGCCCUACACCACCCUGGCCACCCGCAUGAUGAUGGGCGUUUGGUGGAUGUUCGCGCUCAUCGUCAUCUCUUCGUACACGGCCAAUCUGGCAGCCUUCCUCACCAUCUCCAGGAUCGAGAACUCUAUACAGUCUCUGCAGGACUUAUCGAAGCAGACAGAGCUUCCUUACGGCACGGUUCUGGACUCUGCUGUGUACGACCAGGUGCGCUCCAAGGCUAUGAACCCCUUUGAGAGAGACCCCAUGUACUCCCAGAUGUGGCGUAUGAUAAACCGAACUGGAGGAGCUGAAAACAACGUGGACGAGUCCAGAGAGGGCAUCCGCAAGAACGCCAUCAUCAUUUCGCCCCCCUCCGAUCACUGGCGCAUUCCAUUUGAACCGGAGCCAGCACUAGUUGCGUGUGAAGAGCAGGGAGGAGCAAUUAAAGUGGCGGGUGGUUGUUUUUUAAAAUGA